Messenger RNA from Phoenix dactylifera (date palm), 1180 nucleotides. Its product is annotated as mitochondrial outer membrane protein porin 1-like. Gene Ontology annotation, biological process: monoatomic anion transmembrane transport. Gene Ontology annotation, cellular component: mitochondrial outer membrane. Gene Ontology annotation, molecular function: voltage-gated monoatomic anion channel activity. The record is from RefSeq and is a predicted model, not a curated record. NCBI's taxonomy places the organism in Eukaryota, Viridiplantae, Streptophyta, Magnoliopsida, Arecales, Arecaceae.
UUCUGUUAUAUAAAUCUUCUCCAUUUCUCUUGGCCAAGAAAAAGGGUAGGCCGUCUCGUCCUCUCUCCCAUCUCUUUUCUUUAUAUAUAUAUUUUUUUCACUGCAUUUCAUUUUGGAGAUGGGUCCGGGUCUCUACUCCGAAAUCGGCAAGAAGGCCAGAGAUCUUCUGUACAGGGACUACCUGACGGAUCAGAAGUUCACCGUCACGACCUACACCUCAAGUGGAGUUGCAAUUACAGCUUCGGGUACUAAGAAAAAUGAGUUUAUUUUUGGCGAGAUUCAAUCUCAGCUGAAGAAGAAGAAUAUCACAGUUGAUGUGAAAGCAAACUCGGAAUCAAAUCUGUUAACAACUGUUACAGUUGUUGAACUUGCGACGCCUGGAUUGAAGACAAUAUUCAGCUUUGUUGUGCCAGAACAGAGAUCUGGAAAGGUUGAGCUUCAAUACUUGCAUGAUUAUGCAGGUGUCAACACAAGUAUUGGAUUGACUGCCAAUCCCAUUGUCAACCUUUCUGGUGUUUUCGGCACUAAAGGUUUUGCUGUUGGUGCUGAUGUAUCAUUUGACACUGCAAGUGGGAACUUUACCAAAUACAAUGCUGGAUUGAGUGUGACCAAUGCAGAUCUUAUUGCUGCCCUGACUUUGAACAACAAGGGAGAUAGCCUGAGUGCUUCCUACUACCACUUGGCGAGCCCGCUGUCGAGCGCAGCUGUUGGGGCAGAGAUCACCCACAGCUUCUCGAGCAAUGAGAACACCCUCACUUUCGGGAUGCAGCAGGCAUUGGAUCCCCUCACAAUGGUGAAGGCACGCUUCAACAAUUAUGGGAAAGCCAGUGCCCUCAUCCAGCAUGAGUGGAGGCCCAAAUCAUUUUUCACCAUUUCUGGAGAAGUUGAUACCAAGGCCAUUGAGAAGAGCUCGAAGGUUGGUCUGUCCUUGGUGCUCAAGCCUUGAUCAUAAAUUUUUGGAUGCUGUGAUGGUGGCGUCGUUUUGGGACUCUUUGGGUACUUGUUGCUCAAAUGAUGGAGUUGGCUUUAAACUUGUUUUGAUGCCUGUCCUGUAAGAAUAAUUUACUGCACGAUGAUGCACGAUGACAUGAGAUCGGUUCUCAUCUCGUACAUUCUUUUUCCUUGUCCAGUGAUUUAAACUGGAUCCGAGCAAAGAUUAAUGUGAAUGUGUUCUUGCUAA